This is a messenger RNA of Parnassius apollo (apollo), 1893 nucleotides long. The record is from the annotation of a GenBank genome assembly. NCBI's taxonomy places the organism in Eukaryota, Metazoa, Arthropoda, Insecta, Lepidoptera, Papilionidae.
AUGUUUCCAACGAAUCAUAAGACAAUAUUCGUCUUAGAUCAUACCCCUUAUUUUGGUAUUUCAUCGGAUAAUCCUAUAGAUUUUGAUGUUUCUAAGAGUCGAGGUCCAGGUUAUGUUCCUUUGCCGCCAGUUUGUAAAUCUUUGUGGACUUGUAGUGUAGAAGCAGCUGUUGAGUAUUGCAGAAUAGUUUGGGAUUUAUUUCCUGAAGGGAAAUUGAUUCGUUUUGUUGUCAGUGAUUCGGCAGCCCAUAUCUUGAAUACUUGGGCAGUAGCACAGCAAAAUUUAACACACAUCCUUAAUGGCCUCUGUUUGGUGGGACCAGUACGACGAGGGGCAGGUGGUGACGUGGUCGGCUUAUGUGCUGCCAUUGAAGCUCUCGGUGAGCCCUCACCAGCUCAGUCAUCAAGACCUACUACCGAGCGACAUUUUCAAAAUCGUGGCCGCAUUAUAUGUAUUACAAGUGCAAGGGACGACGACUCCAUCAGAAGCUUAGCAGAGAUUGCACUUAAUGCACUUGUGCAGCAAAAUAAAAAGGCAUCACUUGUUCAACCUUCAUCAAGUACUGAAGCAUCUGCGAACCCCGAAUCCUUGGUAGUUCAUCACUGUCAUCUGGUGAUAGUUAACGUAACACCAGAAAAAGCAGAAACAAGAGUCAACAACCAGCCCCUCACGGAGAUGGGUAGUGGGCUUAUGAGUGUAGAGGUGAUAGUGUCCCGCGCAAGUGCAUUAGCAAAUCUUCUCGGCCGUCUGGUGUUGCCACAUUAUAAGCUUGCAAUAACCACCGUCACUGGAAUUCCUAUGAAGGAAGAACAAAAUGCCAGUUCCAGUGCAAACUAUGACGUAGAAAUAAUACAUGCGGCGGAGGCUCACGCGGGCUUAAGGGCCGCACAGACGGCGGCGGAAGCUUUAGAGUCUGUGGUGCUGCGCUGGUGGACACCGCGCGGCGCGGAGGGCGGCGCGGGCAGCUGCAGCGGGCCGCUGUGGCGCGUCACGCCCGCAGACGUGGCGUCGCGCCCCUCCGCCUGCCUCGUCAACUUCCUGCUCAACGGACGCUCCGUCACGCUCGAGGUGCCGCGCAAGGGCGGCGGGCGGGCCGCGUCGCACGUGCUGGCGGCGCAGGGCGGCGAGCUGUGGAUCGGCGCGCUGGGCGGCCGCGCGCCCUACGAGGACCCGCCCGCGCUCUCCGAGGGCGUCGGCGGCCGCGUCACCGACUACAGGAUAAAAGAGUUCGGCGCUUUAAUGCAGCAGAACAAAUUGCACCCACUUCGUGGCGCCGGCGCGAACUCACGAGCUAGAGCUCGCUUGCAGAGACACACUACGUACUGGCCAUUGACCAUUUCCUCCACUCUCAUAUUUAACUUGGGCUCGAUUAUGGAACCCCUAACAAGACUAGUGGUACAGGAGUCUCUCACUGACGAAGAAGUCGAUGCAUGCCGGGGCGUACUACUGUCGUUACUGGGCAUGGAGUCCCGUCAUGAGCUGCCCUCGGCACAGUUGCCUUCCAAUAUGCGGGGCAAGUGGAGCGGGCGGCGCGAGGAGCAGUGGCGGCAGGUGUGGGGCGAGCUGGAGGCGCUGGUGCGCGCGCACGCCGCUGCGCCCGCGCACCGCGCGCUGUUGCGCACGCUGCUCGACUGCCGCGCGCACAACCACGCGCCCGACGGUGAAUCUCGAGCCACGGUGAUCCGGGCGACCACAGACUCUCCGCUCUCUCCUGUUGGUGCGGGGAACGGGGCGAGCAACAGCGAUGUCUGGGCACCUAGGAAUGUUUUAGAGACUUUGCUUGGAGCACCCCGGCCUCCUCGGAGACCUGACUUUGCGGGAAGAAUGGCUGCCGGCAAUAGAAUUGCAACUUUGUACCCACAUUUGCAGCAAGAUGUUGAAGCCCAGCACUGA